UGUACUGCGCGCUGCCAUUUUGUGAAUUUUGUCGAAACUUUUCGACCGCCGGCGAGCUUUUCCGCGUUUCUCCCUUCUGUUUCUUGUCAGACUUGGGCCAUUCUGGUGGCCUUUCCCUGGGUCAUGAAUGCCUCUCACACGCAAUGAGCAGAAUUCAUCCCUGAAACCGGAUUUGGAGAUAGGGCCGAGAAAAAGGAGGGCGUCGGGCAGCAACCACAGGAAAAGAACAAGGGACGAUCUGUGCGAGUCGGGUGACGAAAACAACAUCGUAAUGGGGGAAGCGCCAAAACGGGCGAACUUUUCGGCACUGAGCCCGUCAAAUAAUGGAUUUACGAGCAGAGCCUCUCCUCUAGCUAACAGCAAGCCAGGGAGCUCAAAAAAGCUCGUCAUUAAGAAUUUCAAAGUGAGGCCAGAGUUACCUGAGAACUACCAGGAGCAAACAUGGCAGCGCUUGAAAGAAGCUGUGGAGGCCAUCCAUACCAGCCGACCCAUCAAGUACAGCCUGGAAGAGCUGUACCAGGCCGUUGAAAACAUGUGCUCCCACAAGAUGUCUGCUGCCCUCUAUGACAAGCUGAAGAUAGUGUGCGAGUCCCACGUCCGUUCUCAAAUUGGGCAGUACACUGGUGAAAUGCUUGACAGCCUGUCGUAUCUCAAACAGCUGAACACCUGUUGGCUUGACCAUUGUAGACAGAUGAUCAUGAUCAGAAGUAUAUUCCUCUUCCUGGACAGAACUUACGUCCUUCAAAAUUCCUUCGUUUCCUCAAUCUGGGACAUGGGCUUGGAUCUGUUCCGCACCCACAUCAUCAGCAACAAGACGGUCCAGCUGCGGACGGUAGACGGCCUCCUGCAGCUGAUCGAGAGCGAGCGCGGGGGCGACGUGGUGGACCACAGCCUGCUCAAGAGCCUGCUGCGCAUGCUGUCUGACCUCCAGAUCUACCAGGAAGCCUUUGAGAAGAAGUUCCUGGAUGCCACGGAUCGGCUGUACGCCGCCGAGGGCCGGCAACUCAUGCACGAGAGAGACGUCCCUGCAUACUUGGCGCACGUCGACCGGAGACUAGAGGAGGAAUCACAGCGAAUCAUGUACUACUUAGACCAUACCACAAGGAAACCGCUUAUAGCCUGUGUAGAAAAACAACUACUGGAGACCCACAUCUCAAUGAUUCUUCAAAAAGGUCUGGAUGAUCUGCUGGAUCUGAAUAGGACCCAGGACCUGGCCCUCCUCUAUAACCUGUUCCAGCGCACCAAGUCAGGCCUGAUCGAGCUCUGCCUAUACUUCAGUGCCUACAUCAAGAAAACAGGCACAACUAUCAUCAUCAAUCCGGAAAAGGACAAGACCAUGGUACAAGAGCUGCUGGACUUCAAGGACAAGAUGGACAACGUCAUGACAGAAUGCUUCGCUGAUAACGAGAAGUUCCAGAACACGCUGAAAGAGUCGUUUGAGAGCUUCAUCAACAAACGGCUGAACAAGCCCGCCGAGCUAGUCGCCAAGUACGUGGACAACAAGCUGCGAGCCGGCAACAAGGAAGCCACAGAGGAGGAGUUGGAGCGGUUGCUAGACAAGAUCAUGGUCAUCUUCAGGUUUAUCCACGGCAAGGAUGUGUUUGAAGCCUUUUACAAGAAGGACCUGGCCAAGAGAUUACUAGUUGGCAAGAGUGCAUCGGUGGAUGCUGAGAAGUCCAUGUUGUCCAAACUUAAGCAAGAGUGUGGUGGUGCCUUCACCAGCAAACUGGAGGGUAUGUUCAAAGACAUGGAGCUGUCCAAAGACAUCAUGAUUGCAUUCAAACAGCACAUGCAACAUCAAAACAUCCCUGGUAACAUAGAUCUAACGGUCAACAUUCUAACCAUGGGCUACUGGCCAACAUACACACCCAUGGAGGUUCAUUUACCUUCGGAGAUGGUCAAGCUACAAGAGAUCUUCAAGCAUUUCUACCUGAGCAAGCACAGCGGCCGCAAGCUGCAGUGGCAGCCCAACCUGGGGCACUGCGUGGUCAAGGCACAGUUCAAGGAGGUCAAGGAGCUACAUGUGUCAUUGUUUCAAAGCCUGGUUCUUCUCAUGUUCAACGAAGGGGACGACCACUCGCUAGAAGACAUUGCCCAGGCUACCGGCAUAGAGGACACAGAGCUGAGGAGGACGUUGCAGUCUCUGGCUUGUGGGAAGGCCAGAGUUAUCACGAAAACGCCCAAGGGGAGAGAUAUAGAAGAUGGUGACAGGUUCAGCUUCAACGGUGACUUCAAGCACAGGCUGUGUCGCAUUAAGAUCAACCAGGUCCAGAUGAAAGAAACGGCGGAGGAGCAGUCCAACACCCAGGAGAGAGUGUUCCAGGACCGGCAAUACCAGAUAGACGCCGCCAUCGUCCGCAUUAUGAAGAUGCGCAAGACCCUCACCCACACGCUACUGGUGUCGGAGCUCUACAACCAGCUCAAGUUUCCCGUCAAGCCAUCAGAUCUGAAGAAGAGGAUCGAGAGUUUGAUUGACAGGGAUUACAUGGAGAGAGACAAAGACAAUCAAAACCAGUAUCACUACGUGGCCUAGUAGCCUCCUUUCCAGCAGUUUGACCACAGCUGACCUCAGUGUGGAUUGGCUCUAGCUGUAAAUGGACACCUCCCGUGCAGGUCUUCUUGGUAGUUUUUUUUUUGGCUGUGUGACUGGUGAGGUGAGAUCACUUGUGAUAGCCAGGCAGUGGACCGCACCUUGAUGCUCUGUAGACUAGUCUGGCACCCUAGUCUGAUCCCCUCCCCCCUGCUCAGUGUACAGUGUGUUUCCUUACUGGCCCUGCAAAUUGGUGCGGUAAGUGAUGUCUGGCUUGUGGAGUCCACGCAUUAACAGGAGCGUACAAAGACAACCUGGGAUCUAACCCUUCAGAGUCUAGCCUGAGGAAUCUUUGUGGAAUGCAAAGCAAGUCCUUACCAGUGAUCCAGGAAGAGCAGACUGGUGGAGGAGACUACAUUUCUGGAUUCUGUUUGUAGAUGAAUACGUGCACCAGUGUUCCCCAUCCUAUUUUGUACUACACCAAUUGCCAUUAUCAGUUAAGUUGUUAGUCUUCAUACCAGCACAUUCACUGAAUACAAAGGAAGAGUCCAAUCUUUUCAGUGCUUUUUUCCUGUAAUCUAUUGGUGAAAGCAAAUGUAAAUGCUUUAUAUUGCUGUCAUUUCUGUUCCAAUAAUUUUAUGUAACUCCAUCUGCUGUAGGUAAAGAUUACUUAAUGCAUAGGUUCCAUGUAUAUGCAGUAUUCUUUCAUGUCCAGUCAUGAUACCAAAUCGUACUUGACAUCCAGUGCCUAUUUGGGCAGGAGGAUACAACUUUUUGGGAGUUGUUUUUCCUCAAGUACAAUUUUUCAGUGCACUCAAAGGGAUCAGUUCAUAUAUCACAGUGACACUUGAGGCGAGUGUCGCAACUGUAAGCUUUCAAAAUUUUUCUUCUGGUAAUGGAGUUAUUUCUAUUACCAGUGUUGGCAAUCUGGACAUCUGUGGCCCUUAGGAGAUUAUUGCAUUGCCAAAAUUAUGCUGUUGAUUUGAGUGUGAAAGGCUGAAAUGCACACAGUUACAUGUAUCUUCAUAGAGUCGGAUUAAGUCAGUCACAAGUCAAUUACUGGUCAGUCCACAAGUCAGUACGCAGUUCAGUUCAAUGGUAUCAGUAUACGAUGAUGAAAGAAUGUUUUGUCCAGUUCAUUUAAAUACAUGUAGACUGUGAGUUGAUUUGUGACAGAAACGACUUGUGUGCCUGUCUGUUGGUGACUUUAGCCUGACCCUAUUACAUCUGAUAUGAUCAGAGUUUUGGAGUUGCAUGUAUUCAGCUGAAAGUCUUAGUUUCAGGAAACUGGUCAGCCAAGAACUCUUGCAUCUAAUAGGCUAAGCUUCAUCUUCAGCUUAAUUUAUUUGAAUUUGAAUGGUACAUCUGGGGUUUUCUGGUUCAAAUCCAGGGCCCAGUUUCAUGGCUUUGCUUACAGUUAGCAGAAAAACCUCACUAACUGUGUGCAGUUACCAUCGGCAGAUUUCACAGGUUAACAAGGAAAUUUGGCUGAUGCGGUGUAAAUCCUGUUGCUUAAGAUUCUGUGCCAGCUCGACUAGCACAAAGUUUUUGUGCACAUUUUUUUAUGCUAGCGCUUUUAAGUGUGGAAUGCUGAUCAGGAGCACAGAAUUCUGUAGUUAGCAAAGCCAUGAAACUGGGACCACAUUCAUUUAAAUCUGCACUGUAAAAAUUUGUCAUCCAUCAUGGAAUGCACCGCACGUUCACUUUUCCUUCGAACUUGCUGUUUUUCAAAGCUGACUGCAUCCUUUGUCUUGAUACAUGCCCCCCCACCCCAGCCGUGACAUUUUCUUUUGUCUUUUGGAUAGCAGUGGAUCGUCAUUCAAUUUUUUCAAGAACACGUUAGUUCAGUGCCAGUUCAUGAAGUUUGUUAAUUCACUUUCUGUAAAGGUGGGAAAAGAUUUUAAAUAUAAUGUUUAGAUGGAAAACUCAUGGAAGCGACCCAGUGACAUGUAAUUACUGUAGAACUGGUUGGUGUGAGACCCUGAGAACAUGCAGCCAAGGACGCAGACGUAUGUGGUUCUUCAAGAGGAGUGUGACUGAUGUCUUGCUCCCUUUUUUAUUCAAGCACAUUUUUCCCCGAGAUAUUUGUUCAGAAAAAUUAAGCAUAGUUGCAGAAAAGUCGUACAUUUCCCGAAAAUUUCAAAUUUGCACCCAAAAAUUAAGCAUAGUUGCAGAAAAGUCUUAUAUUUCCCGAAAAUUUCAAGUUUGCACCCCAAAAGGUGAUUAACACUCAGUUGUCUCUAUCUCAGAUAUUUCCUACCGCUAGAACUUCACCUUUGCAGAUAGCUUUGUAGUCCUAUUGCCCAUGGAAGACCAUUACUUUUUUGUAGUAAUUUCCCAAGCAUUUAUCAUGCUAAAUUGUAACAAAACUGAAAAAAGCCUGUAAUGCCUUUCUCCACUCAGAGUAGCACUGUCAAAAUGUUUCAUGGGAGAAGUACAAAAUUGAGCGACUGGGAAUUAAAUUCAAUCAGUCCCAUCCUAUUCACUGGCUGUUGGUCUUUGUUUUAAUAACCACAUAUUUUAAACAUGAAUUAAAAGAACAAGAAAGCAUACAUGUAAUAUAUGCCGCUUUGAUGUAUUAAGCUGCCAGUCCGGCUUCGGGUUACUGGAAUCGAUGGAUUUUACUGUCAAUGAACUUCGAUUGGCCACACGAAGCUUUGAUUUACACAGCUAUGAAUAUGUCAUGUUUUUGACAUCCUGAACCAAAGUACAUGUAGCUGCGCUUCGCAUUCAUGAAUGUCAUUCGGCGCCACCUUUGUCACACUCGGUGGCAUGAAUUUGUUGGACAGCCCACAACCAACAAAAUCACAUUUCAUUGGCUAGGCGCUUGAGAAGUGUUGAUUUUUCCCAUUUUGGGCGGGGCUUAAUUUUUAACUGUCUUCUUUAUUUAAUGUAAAAAAGAUGGCACCUGAAUGUCUCCAAACCCUUUGUCGGGUUAGCAAAAGCAGUUGUGAUUGGUCAGAAAUAAAGGUUCUGCAGUAGCCUGAUUUAAGAUUUUCUUGCAAAUUUUAGGUAUUUUUGGUACCAUACUUGGCGUGUCAACAUUUCCUGCGUACCUCAAAUCUCAGGCAGAAAGUUCAAAGCCCGCUGACUUACCCGGCUGACAUUCUUUUUACUUUAAACAAGUUGUAUCCUUUUGCAUGAGUAAGUUAGAUUCUCUACAAGAAACAGCAACAUUACCUAAUUUGGGAAAUAAGUCCUUGUUUUUGUACAAUAUGAAUGUUUAGUUAAAAUCCAAAUUGUGUGUUUACACUGCUAUUGCUAUAUCUAACUUAUUUUCUGGCCCUGAAAAAGAUUAUUUUGUAAGCCGAAUAUUGCACAAGUUAGCUUGAAGUGUCACAUAAAGUAACUUAUAUUCAAGCUGGUUUUGAUAAAAUAACAAAUGACAUGUAAGCGGUAAGACUUUUGUGAGAAACAAAUGGCCAGGGUUAUUGUAAGAAACUUCUUAAGAUGUUGAUUAAACAAUUAACUAUGAAAACGUGA
Messenger RNA from Acanthaster planci (crown-of-thorns starfish), 6013 nucleotides. RefSeq names its product cullin-4A-like. The record is from RefSeq and is a predicted model, not a curated record. NCBI's taxonomy places the organism in Eukaryota, Metazoa, Echinodermata, Asteroidea, Valvatida, Acanthasteridae. Gene Ontology annotation, cellular component: cullin-RING ubiquitin ligase complex. Gene Ontology annotation, biological process: ubiquitin-dependent protein catabolic process. Gene Ontology annotation, molecular function: ubiquitin protein ligase binding.